This is a messenger RNA of Racocetra fulgida, 561 nucleotides long. Lineage: Eukaryota; Fungi; Glomeromycota; Glomeromycetes; Diversisporales; Gigasporaceae. The record is from the annotation of a GenBank genome assembly.
GUGGAAAUAUGACUUUUGAAGAUUUUGUUGAUUAUCGCCCUAUAGUUCGUGAACCUAUAAUUGGAUCUUAUCAUGGACGAAAAGUGGAAGAAAUUAUUUCUAAAGAAUUUGCUGCACGUGUACGGCAUAAUGUUUCAGAGACUCGUACCUAUAAACCAAACUAUUAUGAUCCAAUCUUUGAUUUUGGUGAAGAUCAUGGAACAACUCACAUUUCUGUUAUUGAUGUUAAUAAUAUGGCGGUGUCCUUUACUUCUACGGUCAAUCAAAUUUGGGGAGCACGUGUUUUAGAUAGUAAUACAGGGGUAAUUCUUAAUAACGAAAUGAAUGAUUUCGCAGUUCCCGGAGAACCAAAUAUUUUUGGAUUAUGGCCUUCACCAUAUAAUUUUGUUGAUGAAUUAAAAGCUUCGGAUUUAGGUUUAUCCAUAAUCCGAUCCGACCCGAGCUGCUUGGAACACAAUCAUACUAAUUUAACACCUGGAAAGAGGCCUCUGUCAUCGACAGUUCCAACAAUAGUUGAAAAUGAAGAUGGAGAAUUGGAAUUAGUAAUUGGUGGUAGUGGUG